Clarias gariepinus (North African catfish) is the source of this 999-nucleotide messenger RNA. Its product is annotated as trace amine-associated receptor 13c-like. Gene Ontology annotation, molecular function: trace-amine receptor activity. The transcript has a single exon. Gene Ontology annotation, cellular component: membrane. Gene Ontology annotation, biological process: G protein-coupled receptor signaling pathway. Bases 7 to 999 code for a protein of 330 amino acids. NCBI's taxonomy places the organism in Eukaryota, Metazoa, Chordata, Actinopteri, Siluriformes, Clariidae. The record is from RefSeq and is a predicted model, not a curated record.
GUAUUCAUGAACCUGACAGCGUUUAAUCAGUUGGAUCGAUGUGUGCAUUUCUCCUGUCCAGAAAAGUCUAAAUCUCCUGCAGUUUAUAUCUUACUGUAUGUGUGUUCAGCUGCUGUGGUUCUGCUAACAGUGUGUGGAAAUCUGCUGGUCAUCAUCUCUGUUUUUCACUUCAAGCAGCUUCACACACCGACCAACACGCUUGUGCUCUCUCUGGCUGUGUCGGAUUUCUUUGUUGGUGCUUUUGUAAUGUCACCAAUGUUUAUCUGGAUGAUUGAAUCAUGCUGGAAAUUUGGCAGAAGUUUCUGUACUAGUUUUUGGUUGAUUAGUGGUUUCCUUACAAUCUUAUCCAUCUAUAAUAUCACUUUGAUUGCUGUGGAUCGGUAUUUGGCUCUCUCAAAUCCAUUUUUCUACAUAAACAGAGUGUCUGUGAAAAUCACUCGUGUUAUAAUUGUUUUUGAGUGGUGUGUGGUCGUGGCCUUUAUCUUAGCACUCUUGUAUUCCAAUGGAAAUUUUAUGAAUUUUGUAAUGUGUCCUGGAGAGUGUUUUCUCUUUUUCAAUGAGGUUUGGUCUGUAAUUAAUCUUGUAUUUGCAUUUAUUUUUCCACUUUCUGUCAUAAUUAUAUUGUAUACUAUGGUUUUUGUGAUUGCUAAGAAACAUGCCACUGCUAUCAGAGAGCUUAAUAAUCACACACGACCUAAUGUACAGAAAAUCACCUCACACUCAAUGAAAUCUGAGAGAAAAGCAGCUAAAGUCCUCGGCAUUUUAGUGUCUGUGUUUCUGAUGUGCUUACUUCCUUAUUUUAUUUAUAGUUUAUUAGGUGAUCUUAUUGAAAGACAGACAGACACAUUUCAGAAACUCAUAAUUUUAGCUUAUUUUAAUUCCACUAUUAAUCCAGUUAUUUAUGCUCUGUUUUAUCCAUGGUUCAGGAGGUGCAUUAAAUUAAUUAUAACACUGCGAAUAUUUCAGACAGACUCCACAUUAAUCAAUGUUCUUUCAUAA